GCAUCCUCAUCAAACCCAUCGGGAAACGGGAACAUGUAGAGGGGAAAGCACAAGUCGUCCCGGUGCCGCACUACUGUGUUUCUCGGCUGUUCUACUGCUCCACACUACUGGAAUGCACUGCUGCUGAUCUUCUGCUGUUCUCUUCUGUUGUUCUACUGCACUGGGUGUUGGUCGUGCUGCCGGUUGAAGCACUGCUGG
Molecule: messenger RNA, 198 nt
Organism: Amoebophrya sp. A120
Lineage: Eukaryota; Dinophyceae; Syndiniales; Amoebophryaceae
Source: the annotation of a GenBank genome assembly